CACACACACACACACAUAUGCACAUACAAACACACACACAUAUGCACACACUCACGCACACACUCACUCACUCACACACACAGUGAUGCUCGUGCAACAGUCGCGCGGUGGAGGAUGCGCACAACACGAGCAACAGCACACAGCUCAUAUACAGCAGCGGAUUGUUGAUCUAGUGUCGGAAAUGUGUUUUAGAAAGACGGAAUUAAUUCAAUCUCUCAUUUGAUGCUGAUCGUGACGGAGCGGCGGAGACUGACAGUCUGUUUCAGUAGAUGCUCCAGAACACAGAAUGUGGAGACGGAAACUUUGCGUUCUUUUUGAGAGCUGUGUGUUCUUCAACUCUAUCUAGACCAGACUGAACCUCAGGACCACACAAGGACCGUGGCUUCAGGGUUUUCUGACGGUCACUAAAAGAAUAGAUAUUCUCAGAUAUCUCAAAUCUACUCUCUUUGGUUCAUGAAUCAUGGAUUAUUCUUCUGAAGUGAAGAGGAGUUACUUCGGUGACCAUGAUUACUGACAGAGCUGGAAUACUAGAGACUAAUCUCGUUUAUUUGGGCAAACUCAAUUACAGUAACCAAUCCCUCAUGUAAAUGGAGCAGCCUGUAAUUCGUUUUGCUGCUGGACUUGUGUUGACCUCAACAACGCUCUGUGCAGUUUAGAUUGUCUCAACCAGUCUCAAGAACACACAAAGCUGUUGGAAGAAUUCAGCCCAAUGCGUGUCCAAUAAGGAGCAGUAUCUCCUUUAUAUUUGGAGUUGAAAUGGCUCGACCCGGCUCUGGCGUUGUGGUGUCGAUGGGGGCGGGGAUGGGCUAUUCGUCUCAGAGCAUGGCCCGUGUGGUGGUCUGGGAAUGGUUGAAUGAACACAGUCGUUGGAGGCCGUACAGCGCCGCCGUCUGUCAUCACAUCGAAAACAUUCUGAAGGGCGACAUGAGAGGAACCGUCAUACUGGGGCAAGUGGAUCCACAGCUGGCACCCUACGUGAUAGACCUGCAGUCCAUGCAUCAGUUCAGACAGGACACAGGCACGAUGCGACCCGUCCAGCGCAAUUUCUACGAUCCGUCGUCUGCGCCGGGCAAGGGCAUCGUGUGGGAGUGGGAAAACGAUUGUGGAUCUUGGAUGCCGUAUGACAUGGAAUUGUGCGUUAGCAUCCAGAACGCAUACGAGAAGCAGCACCCGUGGCUCGACCUCAGCUCGCUCGGCUUCAGCUAUCUGGUGGACUUUGAUGGAAUGUCGCAAACCAACCGGCAGAGCCAGAGAAAACGACGCAUCCGCCGGCGAAUGGACCUCGCGUACCCGCUCAUCGCCGGAUCCAUCCCUAAAUCGCAGUCCUGGCCCGUGGGCACCAACUCGGGCACUCCGUGCACGUGCCAGCAAUGUCUACUUGUGCACAGCACAAGAGUGGCAUCCAAUGCCUUACUGGCCCUGCAGCAGAGGAAGAAGUUGUACGGGACGGGGGGCGGAGCCAAUCAGAACGCUGCUGCCAUGAGACAGAGCAACACCUUCACUGGAACCUCCCUUUGGUCGCCCACGAUGACAGUUGCCGGAGGUUACCAUAACAACAUGUCAAUAGGUGGAGGAGGGGGUGGGAAAGUGGAGAUGAGAGGGGUCAAUUUCCCAUGUGCCCCUGCGCUGGGCACCCUGCCGCCCAAACACGGGCUUUCUAUUAACGGACAGAAUAAUCUGAACCGCCCGGGAACACAACGCAUCACGCCGAGCCGAGGGACCAUCCCACCAGGGGUCCCUGCACUUCCUGUGAAAAAUCUCACUGGGUCUGGAACGGUCCACCCGGCGUUUGCAGGAAUGACAGGAAUCCUCAUGUGUGCCGCGGGGCUCCCCGUGUGUUUGACCCGGGCUCCUAAACCGAUCAUGCACCCGCCACCUGUCAGUAAGGGUGACCUGAAACCCGUGCCGGGAAUCAACGGCAUGCGACGCAAGACCAAGAAAAAACACCUUCGUAAGGGUAAAAACCCAGAGGAUGUGGUUCGACGCUUCACAGAGAAAAUCAAAACAGCACCAGAUGAGGACUGUACCAUCUGUAUGGAGAGUCUCGAUGUAUCGUCCGGAUACGAGGGGAUUCUGACUUGUAAAGGCAUCAAACCGGAGCUGAUCGGCAAACUGGGCAGGUGUGGCCACAUGUACCAUCUUCUGUGUCUCAUCGCCAUGUACAGCAAUGGCAAUAAAGAUGGCAGUCUGCAGUGUCCCACCUGUAAGGCUAUCUACGGAGAGAAAACAGGCACACAGCCUCCUGGGGAAAUGGAAUACCACGUUAUUCCUCACUGUCUACCCGGAUACCCGGAUACCAAGACUAUACGCAUCAUAUAUGACAUUCCUGCUGGAAUACAGACAACAGAUCAUCCCAAUCCAGGGAAGAAGUUCAGCACGCGGGGGUUUCCACGUCACUGUUACCUUCCCGACAAUGAGAAAGGCCGAACGGUGUUGAAGUUGCUGAUCACUGCGUGGGAUCGUCGUUUAAUCUUCACCAUCGGGACGUCCAGCACCACCGGCGAGAUCGACACAGUCGUGUGGAACGAGAUCCAUCAUAAAACUGAGUUCGGCUCCAACCUCACGGGCCACGGUUACCCCGAUCCAAACUACCUGGACAACGUCAUGAGGGAACUGGCCGCUCAGGGUGUGGGUGAAGACAACCUGAAGGACUGAGGCGUCGACCGCGCACACCCAUUCUGCCCUCAUCUGAGGAGUUUGUGAACGCCACGUGACCUCUGACCUCUCUCCAGCGGCUUUAACAGAGAAUGACCCAGAGAUGGACCGUGAGCUGGGGUCGACCGAUGAGAGGAAUUUAAGAAAACUCUUUCUGAAUCACUGUCAUAGCUCUUUCUCUCUAUCUUUUUCUAUAACGGCUACCCAGAAUGCUGCUGGGCGUAGACCAGUGCAUGAGGUAGAUUUAUGCAAACACACAUAAUGAGAAUUUAGGGUUAACAUGGUUUAUGGUUUUUGAAAGACCGAUUCCUCUAGAGAGCAGAAUAGCCGUUAUAAAGCCCAUUUAUAAUACAGUUUAAUGAACGCAAAUGAGAAAAGCUAUUUAACCCACUAAAACGAAAACUUUUAAUAAUUGGUUUUCUGCAUAUAUGUGCGUCAGAUAUGUCAGUGUAUCACUACUGAUAUCUGUUAAUCUAUCAGACAACAUGGAGAACUUUUGUUUUCAAUAGCAUCACUGGUUCUACAAAUAUGAAAGGAUGUUUUUGGGAUGUGAUACCUGAAUCUUUUGGCACAUUCAGUGCGAGAACGGUGCUUGGUUUGGUCUCCGUAUAGAACUAAUUAAAGCAGAAAGACUUCAGUUGUUGCCGUCUUAUAGACAGCUGAUGUUUUGGGGCUGUUUUUGAUGUUUUCCCAACUUCAAAACAUUCGGAUACUUUCGAUCGUCAGACCCGUACGUGGAUUCGUUAUUUUCUGACAAGGUUUUUUGCCGACUUGAGCAGCCCCGUUUCAGCUCGAGCUUUUCCAGGAAAAUGUCAAUAUCAUAAAUAAGGCGAGUAGGUUGUCUUCUUGAAAUAUGCAAUGAUUUAUAUUCUAUAUCGCUUCGUUUCGCUUCGCUUUGAUGGUCUGUUUGCAAACGUUCUUUCCCUUUCGGAAGAGCGGUGUAGUUCUUUGUCUAUGUUCGGAUUGGUGUAUUAGCUUACUAUUUACUGAAUAUGUAACUGAAUAGAACACAUUAUCAAGAAUGGAUUAUGACUUGUAAAGGCCACGGGGCCAAUUAAAAGGUAAAUGGUCGGCACUUAUAUAGCGCCAUUUUAACCUUAACGGUAUUCAAAGUGCUUUACACUGCGACACAUUCACCCAUUCACACACCAAUGGCGGCAGAGCUGCAUGUAAGGUGCUAGUCUGCCAUUGGGAGCAACUUGGGGUUCAGUGUCUUGCCCAAGGACACUUCGGCACGUGGAGUCAUGUGGGCCGGGAUCGAACCGUCAACCCUGUGAUUAGCAGCCGACCCGCUCUACUAACUGAACCACAGCUGCCCCAAUUAUCUCCAAGGGCCCCCCUCCAAAAGUUGUUUCAUUGUUGAUGUGUUUUCGAGCGGGGGGAUCGCCAAACUGGAUUGUACAACAUUAAAACCCAGGGGACCCCUGCUAGUCAAGGGCCCCAUUGGCCCGGUCGGUAAUCCAUCCCUGCGCAAUAUGCAACAAUAAAUGUUUUAAACAGUACAAUGCUACAUUGUGUCAUAUGACCUCAUCACGUUGCAAGUAUGUGGCAUCUAGUUAUUAAUUUGGGCAUGAUUAAUUGAUUACCACCAAUAAUAAUUUCGACUCGACCCUCCAUUUCUUUAAAAAAAAGCAAAAAUCGUAAUCGUAAGACACUUACAGUGGAGGUCAAUGGGGGUCAAUCCGUAAACAUUAAAAUAGCAGUAGUAUACUAGUAUGCAGUUCUGAACAAGCCCUUGUGUUUGGUUCCGAGACUUCGAGCUGUUCGUGGCCCGUAACAGAUAAAUCAGCUCGGCCUUUGAAGGUGAAAGUCAUUUCCAGAGACCUGCUGCAGUUUUAAUGGAGAAACACACUCAUUGCAGCAUCCCAGGAGAUGAGAGCAGAGCAUGGUGUGAUCCAUCACGUUCUGGGAGGUAUGCGUUAUUGCUUUUCUUGCCGUUCUCAUUCCAGGACGUGUGCUGAUCUCGAGCGUGAGUGCUGCUUCGGUCUCGAAGGUUUUAUGACAUUCAGAGACGCAAUGCAACCUGCUCUGGAUCCCUCUGGGAUUUUGAUGGGCAGGCUUAUCGUUACUUGAUGCGUGAACUGUAAUUUCCUUUUACAGUGGCUUUAAAUUGCCAUUGUGAGAAACAUACCCUCAUAUAUUCUUGGCCGUGAGCGCAGCAUUUCAUUCGGAAAUCAAGACUUCCUCAUCUGUGGGGCGUCUUCUUAAGAUGUGUAACGGCUCUUUCAAGUGACUUGUGUCAGUGUUGCCCAAUCAAGCGUCUUCUGUAUCGUUAAAGAAUUAGUUUACCCAAAAUGAUAAACCAUUAUGCUUUCCUAAACUCAAAUUUCUUUCUUUUCAUUUGCGGAUCACCAACGAAGAUAUUUGAUGGAGAUAUGAGGCAUUUUUGUCCAUACAAUGCAAGUCAAUGGGGUUCAACACAAGUCAAUGUGGAUCAACACAAGUCAAUGGGGAUCAACACAAGUCAAUGGGGUUCAACACAAUUCAAUGUGGAUCAGCACAAGUCACUGGGGUUCAACACAAGUCAAUGGGGUAAUCCAUACAACUUUAGUGGUUUAAUCCAUGUCUUGUGAAGCGAUAUGUUUGGUUUAAGGUGAGAAAAUGUCCAAAAUGUAAAUGUAGUCUCCUUGACAUGAUCAUGACUCUAAACCGAUCAUGUCGCUUCAGAAGACAUGGAUUAACCUCUUCAUCUCUGCGGAGUUCAAGUCUCCAAAAGGGGGCGCUAUGUCACGAAAACAGUUUUCUCCAAAUGCGUAAGUCAGGCAUAUGAGGUGUCAUUUGAAAGCUUAGAAUCGAAACUUUUCAGCGAUAUCCAUCACUUCUGCAUUUAUGUUACAUUAAAUGACAAAAUAAGGCCUGAAAUCAUUUACGUCGCAAAUCAGCGCCACCUAGAGGUCAUUUGGUAGAAAUAUGAAUGUGAAUAGUCUUUCAAACAGCACUUAAAUAGACAAGUCAUAUAUCAAAUGAAAGCUCUCAUUCUCAGGAAUGUGUCUGAAUAGUUUUUUUUGUUGCCCAAUAACCACAGUUCGAAAGAUUUUCAAAAGAAUCACAAAGUAAAAUAUUAUGUUUUUAAGACAUCAAAUACAACCGUCUAUUUUAUGCACUGAUCACUGCUGCAUUAAACCGUAAAAAGCUAACUUUAAAUCUCCUUUUCCCUUAGGCAGUUUUCUAAAAAAUGAGUCAUUGUUUACUUUUUUGUGAGGUUGCUUGGCUGAAUAAUCCAAUGUUAUAUUUUAGAUGUCCAGAACAAAAUACGCAGUCCAUCAGGAAAAGUAUGCUAAAAAAAUCAUUGAAAUAUAAGUUAUCGAAUAAAUAUGAUAAUAUGUUAUACAUCAUUACAAAGGGGAGGAUCUCAGCUUUCUAUUGACACCUAGAUUGAGCUUGUAGUCCACUCAGAGGCCGAGAUAUUCAAUGAAAUAAUGAGGGUGUUGCUUGAACUGAACAUUAGACUGAAUGUCUAUGUACGAGCACAUCUGUGAGGAUAUAAUGCAUUAGAGCGCCACCUAUAUUUUUUGCAUUUUGGCACAUAGUUAAUAUGAUUAGAGUUGAAGUUAAAUCACUAUGAUGCCUUUAUGUCCUUGAAAGUGUUGGUCCCCCAUUGACUUGCAUUGUAUGUACAACAACGCCUCAUAUCUCCAUCAAAAUGUCUUCAUUGGUGUUCAGUAGAAGACUGAAACAUGAGGGUGAAUUUUCAUUUUUGGGUGAACUACUCCUUUAAGGCUUCUCAGCGAUGUGUCUUGUAAUGCGUUGAAGUGUAUACAGAAGUAAACAUAUAUAAUUAAAUAUGUGAUAUAUCAUUGAAGUGUAUGUUUAAAUUAUUUUUCUACUUACACAUGGCAUACAUGUGCAUCAGCGUGUAUCUACAUGCACAAAACACAUAGUACAUAUACGUGUACAUAUUUAAUAAAUGCUUUUAGUCAAAUCUGACAGUUUGUCAGUAUCGUCAGGGACUAUUAAAAUAUGUUAUGAAUGUCUUAUAUUAGUAGAGUAGUGAUGCAAUGAUCGCUUUUGCUACAUCGAUGAUAUCAAGUGGGAGGAGUUUGUUGCUGUGACUUAAACCCGCCCACCCAAACGAGUGGUGUACCUUUAUAUAUCUGCAGGGAAUAAUUUAAUCAUUGAACAUUUAUUGCUGUUUCAUAUGUAUUGAUAUUCUGAUAUUCGUGCUUUCAUUGAGUCUGUCAAAGAUGGAGAGAGAAAUGUUUUUCAGCCUUGAACCGCACUGUGGAAAAACUCAUUUCACUAGGUCAAUAUUUAUUUAUUUUUAUUUGUUUUAUGUGUCUUAGUGCCUUCCUGAGCCUGUCCUACAAAAAAUAAAUCAUAAAUAAUAAUAAUAUCUCUGUCUAAAUUCUCAAAAUAUUUUUUUCUUGCUAGCUAACAAUUAGCAUGCAGUACCACCCUCUGCCACCAGGUGAAAUCUUAUGCUUAUAAGGUGACAGACGACAGCUGUGGUACAUGAUAUGUUGAGUUAUAGUUGUAUAAAUAUAGCGCAUGUUUACAUACAUGGGCCAACAAUGUAAAAAAGCACAAUAUCAAUAACAGCAUCGAUAUUCCCGACGGUGAAUGUCAUCAUACAACCAGAAAUAACUCCGGUUGUCACACUUAACAACAAAUGCUAUAUAAAGCAUAUAUAAUAUGAGGUAUAUUCAUUUAAUUGUGGGAUUUCGUGUAUUAGUAGACUCUCAAAAAUUAUAUAUGUUUCUUUCCUUGAUUAAGAUUUCAUGCUUAGUGGCACUUGCUGGCCGAGGUUGGUACUGCAUGCAAAUUUUUAGCUAGCAAGCAGGAAAAAUUAAAAUCUAGUUUUUGUUCUUGAGGAGGGGAAAAAUAAUGUAGCAAUUUUUUUUUUAUUUUUUUUUUUUCAUUUUUUUUGGGGGGAUUAAUAAUUCAAAUAUAUAUAUAUAUAUAUAUAUAUAAAAAUUUUGUCUUUUUUUUUUUUUUUUACGACAUUUGGGCUCAGGAAGGCACUAAGGCACCUAAAAAAUAAAACAAAAAAUCACCUACAGAAAAUAAAUUUUCACGGUGUGUUUUUGGGAUUCUGUAUGUGCAAAUCUACAUUUCAGUUCGAAUUUCAGCAUAAAUUUGAGAUUGCUAAAUGACACAAUUAGCCAACUGUAUUUUGAAUCUCACAAAAUGUGUUAAAUCCAUAAGAAGCAAGUUGAUUUAAAAGACUUCUUAUAAUAUGAUCAUUUUGGGUUAUAAUUGCUAUGAAUGUACAAGGACACAGUGUGUUUUUAAGUGUGCAUUUCUUGUAUGUUCUCCUCCAUUUUUAUUUAUCGCUUUUAAUCAUUUCACAGUUCAUUUCGGACAAAUGUAGUUUAAAAACUGCAUGUUUAAUACUUUUACAAUAAUGAAAUGUUUAAGAUGCUACAGUGCAGGACAUGCUGUCAUGUUGACGACCCAAAUAUUAAGAAAGUACAUUAAUCCCAGGUUUGAUCAAACGUUCAUUGUAAAUAAAAGAAUUUGGGGAUUUUAACUGGAUCAAAAGCUGGUGUUUGUGCAGAUCCUGUAGCUUUAAUGAGCUGGUGAAUUUCUUGUUAUGUAGAUUCAAUGCAUUGACCUUGUUGCAAGACAUGUAAAGAGAAAAAGGAAGGUUGAGAUAUUGAUUUGAGGAGGUGACAGACUUUAUAAUAGUGAGAUAUUUGAGAGAUUUGGUUUUAAUAUGCAAAGUUUUGCAAUGGAUGUUUUCUGCUGUUUUGUUUUUUCUUGCUUGCUCUGGACGCUCUUUUCAAAGGUGACUAAUUAGACCCCCCUCAUUAGUCCUAAUGAGAUCAUUUAUUACCCGUCCAUCCCAAAAAUAGCUGGCACACGUCAGUUUUCAAUGUUUGACUGUGUUUGCAAUAUUUGAGCCGUUUUACGGUGAUAUUUGGAGGCGAUUCGUCCUCUCGGCUGUAUGUUGCUAAUGUGCUUUUAUGAUGUUUGUUUUUAUGGCUUCUGGCUCACCUGAACAUUGUCGAUGGCAGAUCAGCUGAAUUAAGGCCAUAUGGCACCGAAACACCUGCUGACAAACCUCUAGACUUCUCUUGAUGAAUGUGUUUAAUCUUAAUUUAUAGAAAGGAUAUUAUGGUAAAUGAUGAAGUGUUUUGGGGGGCAGCGGCUACUUCCAACAAACCCCUCAACCCUCCUGUGGUAUUGAAAAAUGGCACCUCCCUUUGGUAUUCACGGUCAUUAUGGACCGGACGGUUUAGAUGUUUAAUCUGAUGCUGAUGAUGAUGAUGCUGAUGAUGAUGAUGAUGCUGAUGAUGAUGAUGAUGAUGAUGAUGAUGAUGUUGUUCCUGAAGUAGGAUCAAUACACUUAUGCAUUUCUGUGGGGAUUUCGUGCUGUUUUGAACGUAUUUACAUGUACAUUUCUACAUUUUACCAUUAAUUCGCAUAUACAAUUAAGCACAUUUUAUGGGGGAAACAAAUGACAAAUUCGGAAUCUACACUUCUAUAAGUUGACACAUGAAGAAACUAUGAGAAUGUGGCAUAAAUUGAUCUGGUCAUCUGAUGAAUAAAAUAUAAAUAAUGAGUUGAACAUCAUGUAACAGCCAGUAGAUGACUGUAGACACACACUGAUGACUUAUUAUCAGGGCUGGACUGGUAAUCUGGCAUACCGGGUAUUUUCCCGGUGGGCCGACGCACUUUGACGAACCAAUCAGGGAUGGACUGGCCAUCGGGAAAACCGUGCGGGCCGGUGGGUCAGCUGCGAAACGUGUUGAAUGAGCCGUGACAAGCAAAAAUGAGCUGCAACGAUGUGCAGAAAAGGAGAGUGAACAACCCCCCACCAACUUUUGAUCACCCCCUCUGAACAGGUUUUGGGCCAGUUGCCAUGUAUAAUCCCAGGCCGAUUUCUCUUCCCAGUCCAGCCCUGCUUAUUAAUAUAUGCAUUAUAUGCAUUUGAUAUAUAUUCAGACAUGAUCAAACUAUUAUUUGUCACAUUUUAGCAUUUUAAAAUUGAGUUUUUGCAGUUAAUGUCAUUAUGCUGCGAUCAAACCUGACCAUGAUGUUACAAAGAGAAAACACAGAAUAAGCUUUUGUUUUUUCUGCAUGGUGGCUGAUUAAUUGAUUGUACAUUGAUUGUGACAGAUCCAAAAAAAUCUAAUCAUUUUCAGUCAUUUUCAAUGAUCGGUCAAAUUUGACCGUAAAUACCAAAGGUGUCGCAAAAUCAAUCCCCAAUGUUCAGAUGGCUAAUGGAGGGAAAAUUCAACAAGUCUUGUCCUGCUCGGAUGAAGGAAACGUUAGAAUUGUCCCCGAACAACAGAUAGUCCCGCCCCAAACUCACGCCAUUGGUUGAGUCAGUGUUGCUGUGUUUUGGUGUCACAGUGUUUACACGUUUGGGGAAACUCAACCUACUGAUGGUUUAUUUCUAUGUUUCUCUGCAUAUUAAUUUGGGAUCCAAAAAACGACACAGAAUCACAUUUAAGGGGUUUGUUGAAGCUAGCUGCAGAUUUUUAAGGAUUUUCAGCCUUGACAGACCAUUGAACAGAUGUUUGUCUUUAUCGUUCUUUGCCUUUUGUCAUCUGUCGUUUUUCUUUCA
Messenger RNA from Xyrauchen texanus (razorback sucker), 10168 nucleotides. Its product is annotated as E3 ubiquitin-protein ligase DTX1-like. Gene Ontology annotation, molecular function: zinc ion binding; ubiquitin protein ligase activity. Lineage: Eukaryota; Metazoa; Chordata; Actinopteri; Cypriniformes; Catostomidae. The record is from RefSeq and is a predicted model, not a curated record. Gene Ontology annotation, biological process: protein ubiquitination; Notch signaling pathway. The transcript is spliced from 10 exons. The coding region runs from base 757 to 2655 and encodes 632 amino acids. Gene Ontology annotation, cellular component: nucleoplasm.